This is a messenger RNA of Biomphalaria glabrata, 2242 nucleotides long. RefSeq names its product HAUS augmin-like complex subunit 5. The transcript has 19 exons. Gene Ontology annotation, biological process: spindle assembly; centrosome cycle. Bases 74 to 2191 code for a protein of 705 amino acids. Lineage: Eukaryota; Metazoa; Mollusca; Gastropoda; Planorbidae. The record is from RefSeq and is a predicted model, not a curated record. Gene Ontology annotation, cellular component: centrosome; HAUS complex.
AAUGCAUGACGCGUAGGACGUAAUCAUCUUCUUUUUUUGAAGUAGCGUCUGUAUUAUUUAAGAAGAUCUAUCUAUGAUUGAUAAUGACUUUCAAUUUAAUAUUAAAAUGCUGAAGUCUCAAAAUGAACAACUACCUAAGCAGUUAAUGUCAUGGGCUAAAGAUGAAAUGAAGUACCAAGCCACAUCCCUGAGUUCCAGAAAUAACUAUGAAUUCCCUUCAGAACAAGAUUUUAAACUUUUAUUUCAGAAACCUCUGGAUGAUGUGUGGAAGUAUAUUUUAAAACAUGUCAAGUCAGUUCAGACUGUCAAACAUGUCAAAGGAAAUAUUGCAGUAAAGUGCAGUUUGGAUGCUCAGAAAGGCUUCAAGUCACGGCCUGAAAAAGAAAAUGAAGAAGAAAGUCUUAAGUCUAAAAAAUCUCUAUUAAAAGAUGUCAAAGAAUUAACCAGCUGUAUAAUUGAUAUCAGCUACCUGCAAAAAGAAAUGGAACAAAUCAGUAAAGAUGUUAUGGAAACUGAAUUGUCUUAUCAGGGUAUCAGCCAACAUGUCAGAGACUUACAAAGAAAGGAAAGUCUGUUGGAGGUAGUUUGCAGGACAUCGGAGGUUCGAAUCAAUCAGUAUACAAACUGUGCUAAACAAAUCACAGAACAUAUAGAUCAAAUUAAAAAGACCAGUGAUAAGUCUUCAGACAAUUUUGUAAUGGGUGGAAAAAGUCACAAAGAAGGUUUACUGGAAACUAAAAGAGAUAGAGAUGUCAGACUUGCCUGUGAGCAUUUAAGUAGAUUUCUUAGAGACUUCUAUGACGGUGCUCUCUCUUCCAACAAAGAAACAUUACAGAAAGCAGAGUCAACCAUCUGGAAAAAUGUUCUCAACAUAGCUGCACACAGCACACAAAGUAUUGUAACCUCUCUGAUCUCACAUGUGGAGAACACAACAAAAAGCCUAAGAGAAGAGACAGCCAAGUUUAAUCUUAUUAAAGAUGCACAAGAGUUAAGUUUUACUUUGGAAGAGGAUCAAAGUGUACAUGAUGUCUCACAACCAGUGCCAGUAGAGAAAACAGUCAAACAGUUACUGGAGGCAAGUAAUUUGCGUCAUGUAUUGAGGUGGUUCAAGGAACAGGAACAUAAGAAUGAAGAGUGGAAGUUAACAGCCAGACUUGAGGACAUCAAGAUGGAAAUACACAAGCACAUCAGUAGACUGCUGGAAGAUCACCCUCGCAAUAUUCAGUUGGCCAAGGGCUAUGUUGAUUCCUUGAUCCAGCUAGCAGUGGAACGUGCUGUGUUACCAUGUCUAAGGGAAGAGGUCACCAGAAUCAGUGAGGCUAUUGAAAUAGCCAAACAGGAAAAACAGGAGCUGCAUUUCAAAUUUGAAAAAAUUCAAGACUUUAAAAAAAUUGUGGGUAAGAAACAAGCCAUUAUCUCUGCCUUGGCCAAACAAAACUCAUCUGCACCUGAGCGGUUGUCUAAUAAGAAAUCCCAGGUUUUAUCUUUUGUUGCUGCUAAAUCAGUAGAAGCUCAGGUAUCUGAAAUGAAGCUUCUUACUUCUGGCUUACGAGGUAACCUAUCAUCAGAAGUGGACAAAUUUUCCUCCAUGGUGUUACCAUGUUUGCUGGUUUUAUCACUAGACAGAUUGAGUCAAACUUGUUUAUGUGUUCUGGACCUGUCAAUCGCACCAUCAAUGUUUUAUGUCCUACAAGAGAAGCCAUGGAUUCACGCAGAUGUGUAUGCAGCUCUUUGUUUCCCAAGUUUUAAAUCCACAGAUAGUUUACCAUUACAUGUGUUAGAGGUACACAACAAUUUACAGGAACUCUUCAACCUUCAGCAACACAAAGAGAUGAGAAUCAAAUCUGCUUUGAGAGGUUCUAAGACAAUUGAUGAUAUAAGUCAUUUUAUAGCUUUGUUGAAGAAGAAUUGUACAGAACUGUGUAAUUUAAUGGAGCAGUUUGACAAAUCCCAAUGUGAUAAAUAUAUUCCUAAACUGAACAAAGGCUUAGAGAGUUUAACUUCUUCUCUCAAGAAAAUAGAUACAAUAAAAAGUCUUAUUUCCAUUUGGUGGGAACAACCAGCCAAAAACACCACUCCCUGGGUUACACAAGAAGGGAAAACAUUGGAACAGUGGAUGCAGAAAUGGAGGUUAAUGGUGACAGAAAUUCACAAAAAAAUGGAUGACAGAAGUGUCAAAGCCCAGAGAUGAUUGUUGCUUUACUUUAUGACUUGGCUCAAUAAACUGUUUACAAUCUUAAAA